AUGAGUUACGUGACUAGUGGGUAUUUAGAAACAAGCUUAGAUUGGAUUCCCGGCAUGAAUAACAUCAGAUUAAGGGAUUUCCCAAGCUUUAUUCGAAUCACAGACAUAAACGACUUCUUGCUCAACUAUCUCAUGAAUGAGGUUGAGGCUCUACCGAGAGCCUCAGCUGUGGUGCUCAACACAUUUGAUGCCUUGGAACAUGACAGUGUUAAGCCUUUAAAUGCAUUGAACCCCAGAAUUUUCACCUUGGGCCCACUACACCUGAUGGAACAACAUCUGCAAGAUGAAGGGGUCAAGCAACUUGGGUCCAAUCUUUGGAAAGAAGACGUGAGUUGCAUCCAUUGGCUUGAUACAAAAGACGAUGGCUCGGUUGUUUUCGUGAACUUUGGAAGUAUUGCAGUAAUGACGAAGGAACAACUAAUUGAGUUUGGAUGGGGACUCGCUAAUAGCAAGAAGGAUUUCUUAUGGAUAACCAGGCCAGACAUUGUUGGUGGAAAUGAGGCGGUAAUGCCACCGGAGUUCCUAGAUGAGAUUAAAGGGAGAGGCAUGAUCACUAGUUGGUGUCCUCAAGAACAGGUUUUGAACCACCCUGCAAUCGGAGGAUUCUUAACACACAGUGGAUGGAACUCAACACUUGAGAGCAUUAGCAGUGGCGUUCCAGUUCUUUGUUGGCCGUUUUGUGGAGAACAACCAACAAAUUGUCGGUACAGUUGUAUGGAGUGGGGGAUUGGGAUGGAAAUCGACACAAAUGUGAAGAGAAAGGAGGUGGAGGCACAAGUGAGGGAACUGAUAGAUGGGGCGAAAGGUGAGAUGUUGAAGGCGAAGGCUUUGGAUUUACAAAAGAAAGCCAAAGAAGCAGUAAUCUUCGGUGGAUCCUCUUAUGUCAACUUUAACAAAUUAGUUACUGAAGUUCUUUGGAAAAAUUGA
Molecule: messenger RNA, 927 nt
Organism: Helianthus annuus (common sunflower)
Lineage: Eukaryota; Viridiplantae; Streptophyta; Magnoliopsida; Asterales; Asteraceae
Product: UDP-glycosyltransferase 85A8
Exons: 2
Coding region: 1-927 (308 amino acids)
Molecular function (GO): UDP-glycosyltransferase activity
Source: RefSeq, a predicted model, not a curated record